This is a messenger RNA of Racocetra fulgida, 256 nucleotides long. NCBI's taxonomy places the organism in Eukaryota, Fungi, Glomeromycota, Glomeromycetes, Diversisporales, Gigasporaceae. The record is from the annotation of a GenBank genome assembly.
CACUCCAACAAAUAUCAAAAUGGACGACCUAAUGGCGAAGAAAGCGGGUGGCACCAAUGACGAAAGAAGAACUAAAAUUAAAUUUAACAACACCAACGACGAAACAAGAACCACCAAAUUCGACGACACCAGCAAUGAAGAAGAACCACCAGAUUCGACGUUAUCAGCACGAAAGAACCAAAGAAGAACUUCCGAACUCGACGACACCAGCAACGAAGAAAGAAUCAAUGAAAAAGAAGCACCGAAUUUAAACUGA